AUGAGUUGGCAACAAUGGUGGCCUCAUGACCCAGUAGUAAAAACAGAUUUAGUUGAUCCAUAUCUUGUGAAAGUAGAAAAAAAAAAGGUUUAUUGGUAUUGUUCUUGCGGAACAAGUAAAACUCAACCAUGGUGUGAUGGAUCACAUAAAGGAACAAGAUUUAAACCAAUGAUGUAUAUUCCUCAAACAAGUGGAUAUAGACUUUUAUGUGGAUGUAAACAAAGUAUGCAUUUACCACAUUAUGAUUUUGCGGAUUUAUGGGUUCGAGCAAAUAGAAAUGUUCCUAAAGCAGCUGCAUUUACAUAUGUUGCACUUUUUUCGUUUGGUAUCAUGACAUCAUGGUUAUUUCACCCUUAA
Molecule: messenger RNA, 357 nt
Organism: Plasmodium reichenowi
Lineage: Eukaryota; Apicomplexa; Aconoidasida; Haemosporida; Plasmodiidae
Product: CDGSH iron-sulfur domain-containing protein, putative
Exons: 4
Coding region: 1-357 (118 amino acids)
Cellular component (GO): intracellular membrane-bounded organelle
Molecular function (GO): 2 iron, 2 sulfur cluster binding
Source: RefSeq, a predicted model, not a curated record